Messenger RNA from Clupea harengus (Atlantic herring), 1819 nucleotides. RefSeq names its product coiled-coil domain-containing protein 149-like. The record is from RefSeq and is a predicted model, not a curated record. Lineage: Eukaryota; Metazoa; Chordata; Actinopteri; Clupeiformes; Clupeidae.
UCUUCAGGACUAGUUAGUUUGGCGUCCUGUGCUAGUUUCACCUGUCAAAAAAGCUUUGUUUAAAGCGACUGGAGCGAAUCCAGUCUGCAAUGAAUCCUUCCAGCCGGAGAGAGAGUGACUGGCAGGGUCUGGUGAGUGAGUUCCUGUUGUGUAAGCGUAAGCUGGAGAGUAAGAAGGAAGCUCUGCUGAUCCUGUCCAAAGAGCUGGAUUGCUGCCAACAGGAGCGGGACCAGUACAAGCUGAUGGCCAACCAGCUACGGGAGACUUACCAGCGCCUCAAGAAGAAAUACCAUCAGCUCAUAGAUGGUGACUCUUCUCUGUCUCCAGAGAAACGCAAUCAGGUGAGUUUGGCUCAGUUGUUAAUUGAGGCUCGUGAGCGCAGUCGCCUACAGGGGGAGGAGCUACAGGACCUGAGGCAAAGACUGGCAGAGGCACAGGGAGACAACAAGUUGCUGAGGCUGACCAUCACUAGGCAGCGGCUGGGUGAUGAGGAAGAGUGGCUAAGGCAUUUCCCCGCCCACGAGCGGCAGGAGCUUGUCCGUCAGCUAGAGGAGGCGGGGUUACAGAGGGAGAAGCUGGAGAGCAGUGUGAAAUGUGUAUCUGAUGAGCUGGUGGAUGUGUGUGCUGAGAGGGAAGCGUUUCGAGAGAAGGCCAAGCGUCUAAACCUGGAGCUCAACCGCAUCCUGAGCGGCCAGGACACACACAUCAUCGACGUGGACGCCCUCUGCACAGAGAACAGGUAUCUUCAGGAGCGGCUCAGGCAGGUGCAGGAAGAAGUGGCCCUUCUAAAAGCCACCAUCAUGAAAUACAAGAAUGCUCUGGAGCGGAUGCAAAACCCUGGGAAGUCUGGGAAGGCCGGCAGCGGUUUGACUGGUGUCCUCUCGACAAGACAAGUACAGGAGCUGCUCUGUGAGGAAGGUAGUUGUGGUCUGCCGGCAACUCCUCAGUCAAUCAGAGAUCUGAAGAGUGUAGCAUCUGCACUGCUGGAGAACAUCCAGGAGAAGACCCUGAUCAUCCAGCAUCACAGACACACCAACAAGAUUCUGGGAAACCGUUUAACAGAGCUGGAGAAGAAGCUCAAGACUCUGGAGGUCUCUGGAUUCUGGAGUCUCCCAGGAAGAGAUGCCAUCAUCUUGAGUGACAGCCUUCGCCCCACCACUCCCCUUCAACCUAAGCCCUGCUUCUCCUCAAGAGACCAGCCAAUCACAGAGGAGAGAAAAGGAAGUGAAGGAGGGUCACCAUGGAGACCUGGGUCGGCUGAUGAUGCUUGCUCCACUCCGGGUCAGGGGGAGGAGCCAGAACUCGGGCAGGAGCACAGAGCAGCUCCAAUGAGCAACAUGCAGAAGGGAGGAGCUUGCCUAAAGACACGCCCACCCGAGGAAGUCAUCACAGACAGAUGUCAGCCAUUAGAGGAGGGGCCUAGCACAGGCCUGGGGGAGGGGUCUUUUCUAGAAACUCCGGAAUGUCAAGAAGAGGUGGUCACAGAGAUACACAUAGGAGGGGCUCAACAUUUGGACACACACACAGGAGGAGGAGCUAAUAAUUUGGAUACACUCACUAGAGGAGGGGCUCAUAAUCUGGACACGCCCACUGGAGGAGGAGCUCAUCAUUUGGGCACCCCCACGGAAGGAGGGGUCAAGGAUAUGGACACUUGCUGAGGGGGUUGUAGUGAGGGAAUGUUGCUGCAUUCUCACUGUUCACACACAUACAUUUAACCUCAUUAAUACACACACACACUUUCUCACUCUCUCUCUCACACAUACAUACACACACACACACACUUUCUCACUCUCUCUCUCACACACACACACACACUCAC